Messenger RNA from Nelumbo nucifera (sacred lotus), 2916 nucleotides. It is a transcript of the gene PPDK, whose product is annotated as pyruvate orthophosphate dikinase. Gene Ontology annotation, molecular function: ATP binding; kinase activity; pyruvate, phosphate dikinase activity. The record is from RefSeq and is a predicted model, not a curated record. Gene Ontology annotation, biological process: pyruvate metabolic process; phosphorylation. Lineage: Eukaryota; Viridiplantae; Streptophyta; Magnoliopsida; Proteales; Nelumbonaceae.
CUACUUAUAUAAGGCCGGCAGCUUCAAGAGAAUCAGAGAAAACGAGAAAGCUGUAGAGAGUUAAACUUUGCUGCAACGACGCAAGAAACAAUGAAGAUGAAGAGGGUGUUCAUUUUUGGCAAAGGAAGGAGUGAAGGAAACAAGGGCAUGAAGGAUUUGUUAGGUGGGAAAGGGGCAAAUCUUGCUGAGAUGGCAAGCAUUGGGUUGUCAGUACCGCCGGGGCUCACGAUAUCAACAGAGGCAUGCCAAGAAUACCAACAGAUUGGAAAGAAAUUGCCAGAUGGACUGUGGGAGGACAUCUUAAAUGCUUUGGGCAAUGUCGAGAAACAAAUGGAUGCUUUCCUAGGUGACCCUUCUAAGCCACUCCUCCUCUCUGUACGGUCUGGGGCUGCGAUAUCCAUGCCGGGCAUGAUGGAUACUGUCCUUAAUCUUGGUCUCAACGAUGAGGUGGUUGCUGGUUUGGCUGCAAAGAGUGGAGACCGCUUUGCAUAUGACUCCUAUAGACGUUUUCUGGAUAUGUUCGGAGACGUUGUCAUGGGCAUCUCACAUUCAUUAUUUGAGGAAAAGUUAGAGAGGCUGAAGGAUGAAAAAGGAGUGGAUCUUGAUACUGACCUUACAGCUGCUGAUCUUAAAGAGCUUGUAGCACAAUACAAGCAAGUCUAUGUUGCAGCCAGGGGUGAAGAAUUUCCUUCAGAUCCAAAGAAGCAGUUAGAGUUGGCUGUCAAAGCAGUCUUUGACUCCUGGGAUAGUGCAAGGGCUAUCAAGUAUAGGAGCAUCAACAAAAUAACUGGGUUGAAGGGGACUGCUGUUAAUAUUCAAUGUAUGGUUUUUGGAAACAUGGGGAGUACUUCUGGAACAGGUGUUCUUUUCACUAGGAACCCAAGCACUGGAGAAAAUAAGCUCUAUGGAGAGUUUCUUGUCAAUGCUCAGGGAGAGGAUGUUGUUGCUGGAAUUAGAACACCACAGGACCUAGACACCAUGAAAAAAUACAUGCCUGAAGCUUACAAGGAACUUGUGGAAAACUGUGAAAUUCUGGAGAGGCAUUACAAAGAUAUGAUGGAUAUUGAAUUCACAGUUCAGGAAAAUAGGCUAUGGAUGUUGCAAUGCCGAACAGGAAAGCGAACUGGAAGGGGUGCUGUAAAGAUUGCAGUUGACAUGGUUAAAGAAGGUCUUGUUGAUACUCGUUCUGCUAUGAAGAUGGUUGAGCCACAGCAUCUUGACCAACUUCUUCAUCCCCAGUUUGAGAAUCCAUCUGCUUACAAAGAGCAAGUUAUUGCCACUGGGUUGCCUGCAUCACCCGGAGCUGCAGUGGGUCAGGUUGUUUUCAGUGCUGAUGAUGCCGAAUCAUGGCAUUCACAAGGAAAGGAUGUUAUCUUGGUGAGGAUGGAGACCAGCCCAGAGGAUGUUGGGGGCAUGCAUGCAGCUGCUGGCAUCUUGACAGCUAGAGGUGGCAUGACCUCCCAUGCAGCUGUUGUAGCUCGUGGAUGGGGAAAAUGUUGUGUUUCAGGCUGCUCUGACAUUCGUGUAAAUGACAGUGAAAAGGUUGUUAUAGUUGGAGGCAAAAUUAUUAAAGAAGGGGAAUGGUUGUCACUUAAUGGAUCUACAGGAGAAGUGAUAUUGGGGAAGCAGCCACUCUCUCCUGCUGCCAUGAGUGGUGGCUUACAGACUUUCAUGUCUUGGGCCGAUGAAAUACGCCAUCUCAAGGUUAUGGCAAAUGCAGACACACCUGAGGAUGCACAAACAGCAAGAAAUAAUGGUGCAGAAGGAAUCGGGCUUUGUAGAACGGAACACAUGUUCUUUGCAUCAGAUGAGAGGAUAAAGACUGUGAGACAGAUGAUUAUGGCAGCAACACCUGAACAGAGGAAGAAAGCACUAGACUUGCUAUUGCCUUAUCAACGAUCUGACUUUGAAGGCAUUUUUCGUGCAAUGGACGGUCUUCCUGUGACAAUCCGACUCUUAGAUCCUCCACUCCAUGAAUUUUUGCCAGAAGGUGACAUAGAACAUAUUGUUGGUGAACUAACUUCUGACACUGGAGUGACUGAAGAUGAGGUUUUUGCAAGGGUUGAGAAACUAUCAGAAGUAAAUCCCAUGCUUGGUUUCCGUGGCUGCAGGCUUGGGAUCUCCUACCCAGAACUAACUGAAAUGCAGGCAUGUGCUAUCUUUCAAGCUGCCAUUUCCAUGAGCAAGCAGGGUGUUGAUGUUUACCCUGAAAUAAUGGUUCCCCUUAUCGGAACACCUCAGGAACUGGAGCACCAAGUCAGUUUAAUACGUGGUGUUGCAGAGAAGGUGUUCUCUGAGAUGGGGACAACCAUUAGCUAUAAGGUUGGAACCAUGAUUGAGGUCCCUAGGGCUGCUCUACUUGCAGAUGAGAUUGCAAAGGAAGCAGAGUUCUUCUCAUUUGGGACCAAUGACCUCACACAGAUGACAUUUGGUUACAGUAGAGAUGAUGUUGGCAAAUUUCUACCCGUAUACCUAGCAAAGGGCAUUCUGAAGUGUGAUCCAUUUGAGGUGCUUGAUCAGAAAGGUGUGGGCCAACUCAUCAAGGUUGCCACAGAAAAAGGACGCAUGGCUAGGCCUAACUUGAAGAUUGGAAUAUGUGGAGAACAUGGUGGAGAACCUUCUUCUGUUGCAUUUUUUGCUGAGGUUGGACUUGACUACGUCUCCUGUUCACCAUUCAGGGUUCCAAUCGCAAGGCUAGCAGCAGCUCAAGUGGCUGUUUGAGAGAGGAGUCAAUCAAGGAAAAUAAAGCAAGGCAACCACCUGCUGUUUUAGAUAACUUUGUGCGGGAAUUAUGUAAAUAAUUAUGGGUUGUUCUUGUAUGAUGUAAUAAGACGUGAUUAUAAAGUUGCUACUUGCUAUGUAUAUCAGCCCUUUUUUUUGAUGAAUAGUAUAUCAUCUCUUCAGUCUACCUUACUC